Messenger RNA from Tetrahymena thermophila SB210, 1041 nucleotides. Its product is annotated as IQ calmodulin-binding motif protein. Gene Ontology annotation, molecular function: protein binding. The transcript has 5 exons. The record is from RefSeq and is a predicted model, not a curated record. NCBI's taxonomy places the organism in Eukaryota, Ciliophora, Oligohymenophorea, Hymenostomatida, Tetrahymenidae.
AUGGAAAUAUUUAAGCUUACUGUUGAGGAAUUUGAUGAUUUAUAUAAAAAAUAUAAUAGUCAGCUCAUUCAGUAAACUAAAGAAUUAGCUUAAUAAUACAAAGAUUGUGUUUCAGAUGAAAAACUUACAAGCUUUGAUUCAUGUGUUACAAAAAUAUUUAGCUCUAACAAAAGUUUUCUUCAUGAAAGACUAAAAGUUAACUUUAGUAAGAAAGACUACUCUUAUUUGAUUGAUAAAGCUGAAGUUGAAAUCAAGAAAAUUAAUCACGAGAUCAUGACAAUCAGAAAGCUUUAUAUCAAUAACAAUAGUAAUCUGUAGACUCAAAGUUCUCACCAAAGCAUUAUAUUCUAAAAUAGCUAACUAAGGAGCUAAAAUACCAUUAAUACAUUACCUAAUGUAGUUUAGGAUUCUAUUUUAAAACUACCAACUGCUAAAUUAGUCAAACUUAAUUAAAAAGAAAUAGAAUAAAGAUUAAGAGAAACAAUGAGAUAUAAAGUGAUGAAUAGUUUAGUAGUUAAAAUAUAGAAAGCCUUUAGGAGAUACCUAAGUAUUAUUAAACCAAAAAGAAAUUUAGCAGCUACAAAAAUUCAGAGAUCAUACAGACACUACAAAGAGAUAUCUAAAAUUAAUUCAGAAGGUAAACUAAAAGAUAAUGCUGCAAAAAAAAUUUAAAUGUGGUAUAAAUAUUUAAAGUAAAAAAAGACUGUGCAAAAAAAUAAAAAAGUGUGUUAAGGAUUAGAUAUAUUAUUAGAAGUUUUUAAUUAGAAUAAAGUUAAGAAAUAUUUUAGAUAAAUUCUAAAAUAUUCUCUUGUUAGAUUAAGAAUUGAAACUAGAGCAUAUCAAGUUUACAAGUUAGAUCCUCAUAGAGUUCAUUUAAAUAAUGUAGAUCAUGAAGAGCUUAAAAAAAUUAUACCUGAAGAAGGAAAAUACAAAAUGAGUUCUGUAUUUUGGGAUUUUAUAUUAAAAUCUAAAGUAUAUUAUAAAUGGUUAUUAUUUACUGCACUAAGAAGAAAGCGCGCAGCAAAAUAACCAUAAAACUGA